This is a messenger RNA of Archocentrus centrarchus (flier cichlid), 7734 nucleotides long. It is a transcript of the gene lats2, whose product is annotated as large tumor suppressor kinase 2. The coding region runs from base 381 to 3905 and encodes 1174 amino acids. Gene Ontology annotation, molecular function: protein binding; ATP binding; protein serine/threonine kinase activity. Lineage: Eukaryota; Metazoa; Chordata; Actinopteri; Cichliformes; Cichlidae. Gene Ontology annotation, biological process: hippo signaling; regulation of organ growth; peptidyl-serine phosphorylation. The record is from RefSeq and is a predicted model, not a curated record. The transcript has 10 exons. Gene Ontology annotation, cellular component: spindle pole; nucleus.
UGUGCUGAAGCUCUUAUCCUGCCUGGAGUCUGGGGAGAAAAUGGAGGCUCAUUUCAUCAUAUUUACCCGCUGAGCUUCCUCCGCUGGAUACGCGCUCAACAGCCGAGAAGCGGACAUAAAGAAAGUUCCCGUUUGACGGAAUUUAUUCUCUAUUAUUGAGUUAUUCUUGCCACUUCUAUCACAUGGCGCAGAUUGGCAUCAUCAUCAUUUGGCUCCACGAUGCCCUCGUGACCAGUUGCAUUUCCUGGAAUAAGCUGGAACCUGAGCCUUGAAAAUCGCACCAUGUAAUUCCUGUAGUAUUCCUGCCUCGCCUUCAUCCACCGCAGCAGGAGCAGGAAUCAGAAAUACAAAAGUAGGUCCCUGCCCUGGGCACUGAGGCCAUGAGGCCCAAGACUUUCCCCGCAGCCCCGUAUGUGGGAAACACACGGCAGAGGCUUCAAGAGAUCAAGGAGGGCCUGAAGCAGCCAGCCAAGCUGGUGAGCCAGGCUUUACAUGGAGGUAGCUCCAGGAACGAGGGAGGCAAAGGGGCAGAUUGCAAGGGCGGGAAAGACACAACCAGCCGACAGCAGCAGCUCAGACCCCCGCAGAAGUUCAACAACUACCAGAACGCCCUGCGGGAAAUCCGCAAGUCCCUCAAACCCUUUGAGUCGGGCUCAACCUCUGGGUCAGGACACCCAGCAGGUGCCGGGGAGGUGAACCGGCAGAUGCUGCAGGAGCUGGUGAACGCCGGUUGUGACAAGGAGAUGGCGAUACGGGCGCUGAAGCAGACGGGCAGCAGGAACAUCGAAGCAGCCUUAGAGUACAUCAGCAAGAUGAGUUACCUCGACCCUCGGAACGAGCUCAUCGUUCGUGUCAUCAAGCAAACUUCACCAGGAAAAGCUGGAAUGCCAAAUGCAAUGGACCACCGGCCCGUGUUGGAGGCUUCAGAUGAGGCAGGUGCCAUGCCUCAGUAUCAUCAGCUGGGGGCUCCUAUAUAUGAGGGGACAGCAGGUUAUGGCCAUGAGGGUGAGAUGCCAAGACCAUACAUGAAUGCUCCCUCCGUUAUAAACUACAUGAUGCCACCAUCUAGUGCAACACAGGGCCCUGCAAUGGGAAACCCAAUGGGUCGACCUCCCAGUAUGGGCACCUAUCCACCUGUCAUGGCCACCCAGAGCAACCCAGGCAGCACUAUGUAUCCUCCUGGGGCACAGCAGAAGGGCUACCCUGGCAGUAUGGAGCAGCAUGGGCCCAUGAUGAGCUACAAUGUCCCUGGCCAGCCUUUGCAGCUCCAGCCACAGCCACCAGGUGGCCCUGUCCCAGGCCCACCCUAUGACUACAGCCAUGCCAGAACACACAUGAUGGAGCCUGCAGGCUAUGGAGUGAAGAGGACCCCCUCCUUCCAGAACAAGUUGCCACCACACCCCAUGUCACCUACAGAUAAUUAUGUCAACAUGCAGGGGAAAGGAGGCAUGGGUCAGAAUGGGCCAGGAGGAGGAGGUGGAGGCUACCCUGCUAACCUGUACCUUCCCCCUCACUCUCACCCACGACAGGCCAGCCCCACCUCCCACCAAGUCCACAUGAUGUCCCGUUCCCCAGGUGCUGUGGCAGCCAUGGGCCCUGACUUCUCAGAUCUGCCCCAGGGGUUGAUGACACCUUCCAGGGCAAGCCUCAACUUGGACCUCUAUGAGCACCACUGGGCAGGGCCGCCAGCCCCUGAAGGGACCCCUCAGGCCAGGCAACCACAGCCCCAGGGCCCAUUCAGAGGUGAAGUGCGUGUCCCCAGCAGAACUAACUCCUUCAACAGUCGCUCUGCAGGUCCAAAUUCUGUCCGGCCGGCGAUGGCUGCACCCCCUACUAAUGGGAAACAGGAGCCUUCCUUGGGCCCCCCUAAUACCAUCACAGCUGUAACAUCCCCACCCAUCCAACAGCCUGUCAAGAGUAUCCGUGUAAUGAGGCCAGAACCAAAGACAGCUGUAGGACCAUGUCACCCUGGUUGGAUGACUGCUCAGGCCCAAGAUGCAUCAGAACCUCUGCCCUACAUGCCAGAAGAAACCUACUCAAUUGAGCCUGCUCAGGAGCCACGUUGUCCACCACCACCCUACCCCAAAAACCUCCUAAUGUCUGGGGCAGCUGGUGAUACAGGGGCCCUGGAAGGAGCUGGAGGAGUGUGUGGAGCUCAGGAUCUCAACAACUCCACUGCCAGAAACACUCACAGUGGCAGCGGAGGGAGUGGAAAGGCUGAGGACAGCCAGCCAGUGAAAGAGAAGACAAAGAUGGGGAAGGGAGAAAAAACAGUGAAAGACAAGAAGCAGAUCCAGACAUCUCCUGUUCCUGUGAGGAAGAAUGGACAAGAUGAAGAAAAGAGGGAGUCGCGCAUCAAAAGCUACUCGCCUUUCGCCUUUAAGUUCUACAUGGAGCAGCACAUAGAGAAUGUGAUGAAGACCUACCACCAGAAACUCAACCGCAGGCUUCAGCUGGAACAGGAGAUGUCCAAGGCUGGCCUUUCCGAAGUGGAACAAGAGCAAAUGAGGAAGAUGCUGUACCAGAAAGAGUCCAACUAUAACAGGCUACGCCGCGCUAAAAUGGACAAGUCUAUGUUUGUCAAAAUCAAGACGUUGGGCAUAGGUGCUUUUGGUGAAGUAUGUCUUACGCGUAAAGUUGACACCAAUGCACUUUAUGCCAUGAAAACACUGCGCAAGAAAGAUGUUCUCAACCGCAACCAGGUGGCUCAUGUGAAGGCAGAGCGGGAUAUUCUGGCAGAAGCAGACAACGAGUGGGUGGUGCGUCUCUACUACUCCUUCCAAGACCGUGACAGCCUUUACUUCGUCAUGGACUACAUCCCCGGAGGAGACAUGAUGAGCCUGCUCAUCCGAAUGGGGGUCUUCCCUGAACCUCUGGCACGCUUCUACGUGGCGGAGCUGACACUAGCCAUUGAGAGUGUACACAAGAUGGGCUUCAUCCACCGAGACAUCAAGCCAGACAACAUCCUCAUUGACCAGGACGGACACAUCAAGCUGACAGACUUUGGUUUGUGCACAGGCUUCCGCUGGACGCACAACUCCAAGUACUACCAGAAAGGGAGCCACAUCAGACAAGACAGCAUGGAACCCAGUGACUUCUGGGAUGAUGUAUCCAACUGCCGGUGCGGCGACCGGCUGAUGACACUGGAGCAACGCGCCAACCGGCAGCACCAGCGCUGCUUGGCGCACUCCCUGGUGGGGACGCCAAACUACAUCGCUCCCGAGGUGCUGCUGCGCAAAGGUUACACACAGCUGUGCGACUGGUGGAGUGUGGGAGUGAUCCUGUUUGAGAUGCUGGUGGGGCAGCCGCCUUUCCUUGCCCCCACGCCCACUGAGACUCAGAUUAAGGUCAUUAACUGGGAGAGCACGCUGCAGGUGCCCGCCCAGGUCAAACUGAGCCCAGAGGCUGUGGAUAUCAUCGGCCGUCUGUGCUGCUCCGCGGAGGAUCGCCUGGGUGCCAAUGGCGCUGGCGAGAUUAAGGCUCACCCCUUCUUCUCCCAGGUGGACUUCUCUAGCAAUCUGCGGCAGCAGCUGGCCCCCUACCGGCCCAAGAUCGCCCACCCAAUGGACACAUCCAACUUUGAUCCAGUGGAGGAGGAGGUUGGACCCGGUGCGUGGAGUGACAGCGGGGACAGCACCCGGGCCUUGGACGCUCUCUGCUCACCUCAUGGGAAACACCCAGAGCACGCUUUCUAUGAGUUUACCUUCCGCAGGUUCUUUGACGAUAAUGGCUGCCCCUUCCGCUACCCUAAACCACUUGAGACCAGUGAGGUGUCACCAGGCAUCCAUGGAGCGGCCAGAAUGGGCCCAGAAGAGGAGGGAGAGCAAGAAGAGGAAGAGGACGAAGAGGAAGAUGAAGAGGAGGAGGGAGAGCAAGGGGAGGGGUGUGAGCCUGUGUAUGUCUAGAGCUGCAUGCUGACAGGCUUCCUGUACGGCUUGUGUGUCUUACCGGCCCUCAUCAUUCAGCUCACGACCCUCCCACCUAUCACUUCUCUCCUCCUGUGUAUGUUUGGGUGUAGAGGUGUGCAUGCUACCCAGGCGUGUCUCUGUGAUUGUCAAACUGCAGGAGCAGGGUAGGUGAACACUGCCCCCUUGUGGAAUGUGUAUACAGAACAGCCCCUGAUCUGGGACCAAGAAACAAUGUUGCGUGUGUGAUUACCUGCAUCGGGUGAAGCGUAGGUGGUUAGGAGAGCAGGACUCAGACACUGUACAGGUCGAAAGGAGAUUCCGGUUCUUCCAGCGGCCUCUUGUCCCAUUCCUUCCACCUUUGGUCUUACGGACAAUUAAAACACCACCACGAUGACCUUCAGACACAGGAUCUACUUCCUGUUCUACCUGAGCUGCUUUACACUCAGAUAUUUGACACAGCAAUGUGAAGAGUGGAACCAGUUUACUUGUCGAUUAUGCCUCUUUUCACAGCUGCUGCAAAAUAAGCUACAAAGACACGCGCAUACGCACACACACACACACGCACAUGCACAUAUUCAUUACAGCUCAGUCGCGUAAGGAUGCUGGAUUUCAGGUUGAUUUCAGUGUCCAUGUUGAGGUUUCAAGAAGUUGGCUCAAACUAGGUGGACAAAGAAAUUCUUCCAGAGUCCUUUGACACACUCGCCCACAGAGAAAUAGUUGCAUUCUUGUGGCGUGAGAGAAAAUGUGUCCUUUUUGCAGCAUUUAGUUUUCACAAUCUUAUAUAUCCACACCUGCCUCAUUUUGUACCAACAUCAGCUCAGUGUAAUGUUUUGGAGCCUGAUCCUUCUUACUUCUCAGAGGUGGUUGUUACAGAUAUUCUUGUGUUGGUAAAAAUGCUUCCAAAGAGUGAAUCUCUGUCCUAACUUAGCUCUAAAUAAACUUUCACAUACAUAGUCUCUGUAUUGAGCUUGAUUGUAAAAAUCAAGCCAGAUUUAGUUUGCAGUAAAUUCUUCUCAUGAGCUCGAUCAAAUGAAAGAAGGUCUUGUAUUGAAAUCUUACUACCUGUUCACUGAUGGACGCCACAAAGCACAAUUCAAGAAACCCCCCAGAUCUACACCAGCCUGAAUCUGUUGGGUCAGACGAGGCUUAGUUACUUGGGUUGGACUGAAUCAAAGCUCCAAAUAUGCACGCACGCACACACACACACACACACACAAACGCACACGUAUUCACUAAGAUGCACACUUGUACAGCUAUUUUGCAAAGAUCAGUCCUGCAGUUGCGUUGUAACUUAACCAGUCUCCUGUCAUCUGGAGGAAGUCAUGGAAACAAAGCAACAUGUCCUUCCAACAGCCAAACAUGUGAUAGUAUGACUAUGUGCAAUACAAAAAAAAAAAUACAUUAUAUAUAGUUUUCUAAACACUUACUAUCCUUUAAAAGUUUAGUUCUGAAAUGUACAAAUAUAUUGGUUUAUCUAAAUAUAUAUUCUCCUUUCAGUUACAACAUGCUGCUUAUAAUUGUGGUUAAUAUUAUUUACAUUAUUAUUAUAAUUGUUAUUACACGUGUUUCUUUUGUUGUGGCUAAAGAAGUGUCGACUUAAGUGUGUUUGGGGUUUGAAAAGAAUGAGCUGUGUGCCUUUCUAACUGAAUGUCAGAGUGCAUGACGUCACUCGGCGAUGGGGAAAGAUGACCACGGCGGUGUGGAUGAGGAUGGUGAUGAGUGUUGCAGAACAGUUGGAGGUAGGCUCUCCUCCCACUCCCCUGCAGCCAGGCUGGCCCUGAAUGUAGAGGAGGGGGGGUAAAGGCUUCUGUUUCAGACAGAGAUGGAUUAGAGUUAGGGAGUAAAGUUGGCUUCAGGAAAUUUGGAAAAAAAAAAAGAAUAUGAAUAUGAAUAGCUUUCUCUAUUUACAACUUCAACAAAGAGUUAGUGUUUGGUACAUUUUCUUUUAUUUAUCCAAAAUGACCACAAGUUCAAGUGUUUGUUUAACUCUGUAUUUUACUACAGAACAGUGCCAUGCUGUGUGUUGGAGCUCUGCUGCUCAUCAGAUGAUGCUAUCAGCCACUCCGUUCUUGCUUACAGACAAUCAGCCAACAAUUAAUGCUCUCUGUUUUUGUCGAGCUGAACUGUUCGGUGAAUUAAUACCAAACUCUGCAGUAUUCUAAAUUUCUCUCAGUGACCGGGGAUGCUGAAGAGGGUCACGGCUUUCGCGUGACGCUCCGAUGCAUAACCGGCACAAAGAUGGCAAAUGUGUGGAUAAGAUUUGUCACAGAUGAUUUUUUGUUGUUGUUGUUUUGCUUGACAAUGUUUUGAUUUUUUUUCCCAUUUCCUGUAAAUGUGCCUUUUCUAACAUGAGCAGCACAAUUUAAAAAUACUGCCUUAUUACCUUCAUAUUUUUCACAGACGUCUUUGAGCUGUUGUUAUUCUUGACUGGGGGGAAGGUAGCAGAGCAUGCUGCGUUUCACAUUGUUGCUGGCUGUGUUUACACAUGACAGUCAUUCAGUUUGUAAAGAGUAGAAUCAGAUAAGGCAGAAGUUGAGGGAAAGUGGGCAGACCAGUAAAUUACCCCUUAUGGAAUAGAUGAUUUUAUUGCAAUAUCUUUUGCUGUGAAUCAGUCUUUAACCAUUAUUGUACAAAAGCAUCUGAAAAGGACAAUUAUAAAGCUAUUUACAAUAUCACAGUUAUUGUUUCUGAAAGUGACUUUCCUCUUCAUAGGGCUUUUCCCUGUGGAAGCACUAUUCAGAUAGCUAUUUUUUUCCAGAUGGUUAUUUUUUUUGUAACUAUGUUUCUGGUUAUGCAUUGUUUUAGGAAAGGGAAACAGGGUUUUCACCACUGUAAAAUGUUACAUCUCAGGUCUUGUUUACACUUCGGAAGCUGCUUGUUUUUUGUUUGUUUGUUUUUUGUUUUUUUUUCUCUUCCGGGACCGAAGUGGAUCGUUCAAAGUUAACAUUUCACAUCAGAUUUACAGUUUUCUUGCAUGGUUCAAGACAUAUUUGUUGCAGUUUCAUUUUAGCUGUUUGCUAUGAAUGCGUCCAGUGGUGGUUUAAGCGAGAUUGAAACCAGUAUUGUGUGUGUGUGCGCGUGUGUGUGUGUAAACACAGCCAGCGUUUUGUCUGUGAGCUGAUAAAAACUGCACUCCUCUACAGAGUAACAGCAAAAUCCAUCACAGAUGAUGCUCCUUGCUCAGGAGGCUCUGUCACGCCCCCCCCCCCCCCCCCCACCACCAUUCAUUAUUUUUCUUUUAGAUGGUCCAGAUAUCUGCCAAGAUAUCCUUCAACUUCUCUAACCUCUCAUUGGCUGCAUUGCCAAGACACACUGACCAGGAUGGACUGCUCCUUUUAAAAAGAAAAAAAAAAAAAGCUUUAUAAUGACAGCCAUGGCUCUCAGCAGAGUGUGUGAGUGCCACAAAGUGUGUGAGGUGUUUCUUGGAUAUGUUUUGUUUUCUGUUUUUAAAGUUUGAGAGUAGUGACUGACAAUCUUUGCCUGGCUUCAUGUCCUCUAAUCUGAUUUCCUCUCGAGACUUACUCAUGUAUCCUUUACAUUUUGUAUUUUUACUCUACAAAGUCUUUGCUUGUCUUUAAUGUGUGAUGCAAUUCUGUUACUCUUGAAUUUAUAUUUAUACAGAUAUACAUAUUUUUUGUAUCUUUUCUCCUUUUUUCCCCUCAAGUUCCCUUGUGCUAAUGUUAAAACAUGUCUACACAGUAUUAUAGAUGAUGUAAUUUGGACAGCGCUCUCUUUUUUUACAUUUAUGUAUCAACUGAGAAUUUGUAAAUGCUUUCACUGUCCUUGUGUGUAAAAUGUAUGUAUAAAUUAAAUUAACCAGCUUGGA